GUAUCUACCAUGUGCAUCAUCACCAUCACCACCUCAGAAGGGAAGGAAAAAACGGAUCAAAAAAUAGAAAAAGAAAAACAAGAAGGAGAAUCUGGCAAGCUGUUCAUGGCCGAUACCGACUGGAGAAACAGAACAUGUUGGGACAACGAGCACUGUCCGAUUGCCGUCAAGUUCGAAACCGAACACUUUCUGCGACGUCGUGUUUUGAAAUGUCUGCGGGGAUCAAGCUGAAAACCCCACGUUUGGUUGCUUCGCGUGGGGUAGGGCAUGGAGUAAGUGCCGAAAGGAUUUCUAUUCUCUCCGGAAUCGUUCCUUCUUCAUUGUCCCUUCUCUUCUUCAAGACUUGUGGAUAUGCAACUGAGAGCAACCCAUUUGCUUCCAGACUGAUUUCACGAUGGAAUCAGGGCCACCCUCUCAAACAGCACCGAUUUCAAAAGAUAGCCAAAGCAUUAUCAAACAAUAGUGCAAUCAUGUGCCACCAUCGGUUCAGAUUUGCUCGUCGUGUCGAUUAUCAACUGGAACGGAGCAACGCCCUGGUAGGUCACCAUACGGAGUCCCAGAAACCACCGGAUACGUACCCGAGCCUACGAGUGAUUUGUGUUACAGCACGUUGCAGUACGAUUUUGCACCACCCCUCACUUGUGAAAUUAAUACUCCAGUACUGCAGUGCGGGAAAAGGGGAUUUCACGACUAACUUAUGUCCUGAGGUUGUGUAAGGAUCGUUGCCCAGUUGGAAAUAGGUAAUCCCUGGCCCGGGAGCCAGACUGCUCGAACCUCGCGCCUUCAAUCGAACUCGCUUCAAACUUAGCAAGGGGAAACCUUCGGCAAACAUAUUCUGACCUGUCAAGUCUACAGCUCAUUUUUUUUUCUUUCCAAAUUCCUCCUCCCGAAACGCCACGACAGGUUUCUGCAAUUGCUGUUUAUUGGCUGUGUUUUUUGUUUGGCCAUUUCCUCCCCCCUCCCGCUUCCCCCGCUCCCUAGAUUCGUGUUACUUGUUUGUCAGUGGGGGUUGGCUUAGCGGAGGGAGAGAUAUUGAGAAUGUGGGAUAGGAUGUCAUGACAUUUAGAGCGCAUAUAUGCGGGGUGUAAAAUCGGAGAACCGACCAUGUGCUCGGGCCUUCCUUGGAAAUGGCCUGUGGGGGAGAUGGAGGGACUGUUACUAGUGUUGGGUAGGGGAGUUGGUACUCCCUUUUCACAUAUUACAAAGCUUGCCUUUAACAUCUCAUCAUG
Tuber aestivum (summer truffle) is the source of this 1229-nucleotide messenger RNA. The record is from the annotation of a GenBank genome assembly. NCBI's taxonomy places the organism in Eukaryota, Fungi, Ascomycota, Pezizomycetes, Pezizales, Tuberaceae.